Messenger RNA from Alligator mississippiensis (American alligator), 3905 nucleotides. It is a transcript of the gene MED15, whose product is annotated as mediator complex subunit 15. The record is from RefSeq and is a predicted model, not a curated record. Bases 97 to 2511 code for a protein of 804 amino acids. The transcript has 18 exons. Gene Ontology annotation, molecular function: transcription coregulator activity. Gene Ontology annotation, biological process: regulation of DNA-templated transcription. Lineage: Eukaryota; Metazoa; Chordata; Crocodylia; Alligatoridae.
CACUUCCGGGUGAGCCUGUGGCGGAGGCGGUGGCGGCGGCAGCGGCGGCGGUAGCAGCAGCAGCAGCAGCAGCGGGGCCCGGGACUGGUGGCGGCGAUGGACGUGUCCGGGCAGGACAGCGACUGGCGCAGCGCCAACUUCCGGCAGAAGCUGGUCAGCCAGAUUGAUGAGGCGAUGAGGAAGGCUGGUGUUGCCCACAAUAAAUCCAGCAAAGAUAUGGAGAGUCAUGUUUUUAUGAAGGCUAAAUCAAGGGAUGAAUAUCUUUCUCUUGUGGCCCGACUCAUCAUCCAUUUUCGAGACAUUCACAAUAAGAAAUCUCAGGCCUCAGUCAGUGACCCUAUGAAUGCCCUGCAGAAUCUAACAGGUGGCCCACCUGCAGGAACAGCUGGAAUGGGCAUGGCUUCACGAACACAGGGAGCACCAAUGGGUGGGAUGAGUGGACUUGGGCCAAUGGGGCAACAGAUGAGCCUGCCGGGGCAGCAGCCUCCUGGAACUUCUGGGAUGGCCCCUCAUGGCAUGCCUGGAGUCUCUACAGCUACUCAGCAGACCCAGCUUCAGCUUCAGCAGAUAGCGCAACAGCAACAGCAGCAACAGCAAUUUCAGCAGCAGCAGGCAGCUCUGCAGCAGCAACAGCAACAGUUCCAGGCCCAGCAGUCGGCUAUGCAGCAACAGUUCCAGGUCCAACAGCAGCAGGCGGCGGCAGCUGCUGCUGCCCAACAGCAGCAGCAACAGCAGCAACUGCAAGCUGCCCAGCAGCAGCAUAUGCUGAAGCUGCAGAUGCAGCAGCAGCAGCAGCAGCAGCAGAACCAGCAGCAGAUGCAGCAGCAGCAGCAGCAGCAACUACAGCGAAUUGCUCAGAUGCAGCAGCUGCAGGCAGCUCAGGUUCUGCAAGCACAGCAGCAGCAACAGCAGCAGCAGCAGCAACAGCAGCAGCAAAUUCCACAGCAACAGAUACAGCAGCAGCCACCUCAGCAAGUCAUGCAGCAGCAGAUGCAACUGCAGCAGCAGCAGCAGCAACAGCAACAACAGCAACAGCAGCAGCAAGUUGCUCAGGCCCAACAGUCCCAACUUCCACAACAGCCCCAGCCUCAGCCCCAACCAAUGGUCUCUCAGGCACAGGCAAUCUCAGGACAGAUACCUGGUCAGGUCAUGCCUGUCGCUCUCACACCACAGCAGUUAAAAGCAAUGCAGGUAAGAGCUCAAUUGGUGCAGCAGCAGCAGCAGCAACAGGCAGCGGCAGCAGUCCAAGCAGCUCAAGCCCAGGCUGCUCAGAUGGGAGCUUCAGGGCAGAUGAUCACCGCAACUAUGGCCCGAGGUGGGAUGCAAAUAAGACCACGGUUCCCGCCUACCACAGCUGUAUCUGCCACGCCUCCAAGCUCCAUUCCUUUGGGCGGACAGCAAAUGCCACAGGUCAGCCAGAACAACAUUACCAUGAUGUCAUCCCCUUCACCUGUCCAGCAAGCUCAGACACCUCAGUCAAUGCCACCACCUCCUCAGCCACAACCAUCUCCACAGCCAGGGCAGCCAACUUCCCAGCCAAAUUCAAAUGUCAGCUCUGGCCCUGCCCCAUCUCCCAGCAGCUUCCUUCCCAGUCCCUCUCCACAACCCUCUCAGAGCCCAGCAGCUGCACGAACUCCACAGAAUUUCAGUGUCCCGUCACCAGGCCCUUUGAACACUCCAGGAAAUCCAAAUUCAGUCAUGAGUCCUGCCAGCUCCAACCAGUCUGAGGAGCAGCAAUACCUGGACAAACUCAAACAGCUGUCAAAGUAUAUUGAGCCACUCCGGAGGAUGAUCAAUAAGAUUGAUAAAAAUGAAGAUAGGAAAAAGGAUCUGAGUAAAAUGAAGAGCCUCUUGGAUAUCCUGACUGAUCCUUCAAAAAGAUGCCCUCUGAAGACUUUACAGAAGUGUGAAAUUGCAUUGGAGAAGCUCAAGAAUGACAUGGCUGUGCCCACACCACCACCCCCUCCGGUGCCUCCCACCAAACAGCAGUACUUGUGCCAGCCUCUCUUGGAUGCUGUCUUGGCAAACAUCCGUUCACCAGUCUUCAACCAUUCCCUCUAUCGUACCUUUAUGCCAGCUAUGACUGCAAUCCAUGGCCCACCAAUCACGGCCCCUGUGGCUUCCCCUCGAAAGCGUAAAUAUGAAGAGGAUGAAAGACAGACCAUACCAAAUGUAUUACAAGGGGAAGUUGCAAGAUUAAAUCCUAAAUUCCUGGUGAAUUUGGAUCCUUCCCAUUGCAGUAAUAAUGGAACAGUUCAUCUCAUUUGCAAGUUAGAUGACAAGAACCUUCCAAAUGUCCCACCGCUGCAGCUCAGUGUUCCAGCAGAUUAUCCAGAUCAGAGCCCUCUGUGGAUAGACAAUCCUCGACAGUAUGCAGCCAAUCCCUUUUUGCAGUCAGUGUAUCGGUACAUGACAUCAAAACUGUUGCAACUUCCAGACAAACAUUCAGUCACAGCCCUCUUAAACACCUGGGCGCAGAGUAUCCGUCAAGCCUGUCUCUCUGCUGCAUAACAUCUCCCGCUCCAGAAAUCACAAAGCAAAGAAAUUGGGUCUCAAUGGCUGGCCUCUCACAUGCCACUGAAAAAUCACAGGCAUUUGGGGAGGAAAUUUCAGAAGAAAGAAGCCUUAUGUUGUUUUGUUUCUAGGUUUUGGGUUCAGUAGAGAACCUGGUGUUAGAUUUAGCUUUCAUGCUUUUAUCUUCUGCCUUUGUGAACUUUGCCAGCAUUUUCACAUAUACAGAACAUGUAUAUACUGUUCUUGAUGUAUUAGGAGGAGGUUUUAUUGUCUUCUUAGAGAAGAAAUUAUUUGUAGACUUCCAUCAGGGAGUCUGAAUGAUGUAGAAGGGAGAGGGGAGAAUGUCCUAAUUUUGCUUCAGACUUUGCCCAAUGCCAGUAUUUCUUUUUACACUGUAUGUUGUAUGACAUGAAGUUGCCCCAGGAAUAAAAAUUUGCUGCAGCUAGAAUGUGCUCACAAGCUACCAUAUGGCUGCAGGAGUCUGUUGCCUGGCAACUUUGUUCAGAGAUGGUAGAAAUGCGGGCCUUUUAGGACAUCCCUCAGCUAUAUGAGAUAAAUCUGAAUAAUUACAUUUUAGGAAGGAAACCAAACUUAGGAAAAAUUAUUUUAUAGCUUAUUAUAAACACUACUUUGUAUGAACGGUUGGUUAGCAUGGACCAUGCAUUUCUCACUCGUAGAGGUGGGAUGAUCUGAAGGAGAGGUAUUCAUGUACACACUGAUGCCUUUCCCAAAAAAAUUGGCAGGAGAGAGAAAAAACAGUUAAAUAGUGCUGCAAAUGAAUCCAAAAGGUUGCAGCUAUGUAUCUGCAUUUCUUUGCCAUGGGAAUUGAAUAUUACCUGGCAUUUGUCUCUUAGGCGUUUGGCUCCUCUUGAGAUUGGUGCAGCUCUUUGAAGUGCUUGUAUUUUCUUCUCAUCUAUUUGUUUAAAAAACUGAAUGCAGCUUAGGUCUAGGACUGACAACUGAUCUCGCAUGCUUCAGGCACUGAGGGGCACCCAGGUGUUCAUCAUAUGCUCUGCUGUGGGUAAUGCAAGUGAAACCCUGGUUCAAUAUACAGUGUGAUUACAUUUCAUUUUCCCCAUCUUUGUGGGAAAGAGUUAAUUCCUGAAUGCAAGGAAACUUCAGUGUCUCAAGUGUUCCCAUCACACCCUGUUAUAUUUCCCAGUAUUGUGCAACAGUCCCUGAAGAGUAGCUGGACCCUCUUAAAGUAGUGUCAGGGAAUUGCUGUGGCCUCUGUGAUUAUAUGUGGUGUCAUCAGUUUUAGGAUGUUUUUAAACGUGGGUACUUAGCAAGCACUAAUUGAGGCAACGGAAUGGUAUCUGUUUUGUACAUGAACUAAUGCAUUAUCUGCCUUUGUUUUAUUGUAAUAAAUUUAUUAUUAUUCCUGUGUUUUA